Molecule: messenger RNA, 939 nt
Organism: Cricetulus griseus (Chinese hamster)
Lineage: Eukaryota; Metazoa; Chordata; Mammalia; Rodentia; Cricetidae
Source: RefSeq, a predicted model, not a curated record
AUGACUGGCAACAACCAAACUGUCAUCUCCCAGUUCCUCCUGCUGGGCCUGCCCAUUCCCCCAGAGCAUCAGCACCUGUUCUAUGCCCUGUUCCUGGCCAUGUAUCUCACCACCGUCCUGGGGAAUCUCAUCAUCAUCAUCCUCAUCCUACUGGACUCCCAUCUCCACACACCCAUGUACUUGUUUCUCAGCAACUUGUCCUUAUGUGAUCUCUGCUUUUCCUCUGUCACAAUGCCCAAAUUGCUGCACAACAUGCAGAGCCAGGACCCAUCCAUUAACUAUGUGAGUUGUCUGACACAAAUGUUCUUUUUUAUGGUUUUUGGAGACAUGGAGAGCUUCCUUCUUGUGGUCAUGGCCUAUGACCGCUAUGUGGCCAUUUGUUUCCCCCUUCAUUACACCAGCAUCAUGAACCCCAAGCUCUGUGCCUGUCUAUUGCUGCCACUGUGGAUAGUGACCAUAUUGCAUGCCAUGUUGCACACCAUGCUCAUGGCUAGAUUAUCUUUUUGCAAGAACAAUGUGAUUCUCCAUUUUUUCUGUGACAUAUCUGCUCUCCUGAAGCUAGCCUGCUCAGACACUUACAUUAACAAGUUAAUGAUAGUUAUCAUGAGUGGUCUCAUCAUGGUUAUACCAUUCCUACUCAUUGUUAUAUCCUAUGCAAGGAUUAUCCUUUCUAUUCUCAAGGUUCCAUCUAUCCAGGUUAUCCACAAGGUGUUCUCCACCUGUGGUUCCCACUUGACUGUGGUUUCUCUGUUCUAUGGGACAAUUAUUGGUCUCUACUUUUAUCCAUCAGCUAAUAACUCUACUGUGAAGGAGACUAUCAUGGCUAUCAUGUACACAAUGGUGACUCCCAUGCUGAACCCCUUCAUCUACAGCCUGAGGAACAGAGACAUAAAGGGGGCCCUGAUAAGAGUUAUUUUCAAUAAGAAAAUCUCUUUGUAA